Molecule: messenger RNA, 4608 nt
Organism: Mytilus californianus (California mussel)
Lineage: Eukaryota; Metazoa; Mollusca; Bivalvia; Mytilida; Mytilidae
Product: sorting nexin-4-like
Exons: 14
Coding region: 9-1307 (432 amino acids)
Biological process (GO): protein transport
Molecular function (GO): phosphatidylinositol binding
Source: RefSeq, a predicted model, not a curated record
UAUUCAAGAUGGAGGAGAGCGACAGGUCCUCCCCGUCUACACCAGAAUUAUUGUCAUAUUCUGCUGAUGAAGAGCCUCUAGAGCUUGCAAAGAAAGCUGGAAAGAAAAAUUUAUUACAAUGGAUGGAGAUUACAGUAUCAGAACCAGAGAAAAGAACUGUUACUUCUAUGAAAGUUCAGGAUACAUUUUAUGUUUAUCUUAUUGAGACAAGAAUUACAGACAACAGUUUGGCAUGUAAAGGUGAUGGAACAACAUCAUUAUGGAGAAGAUAUAAUGAGUUUGAGUUGUUAAGGAACUACUUGGAAUGUACCUAUCCUGCACUGGUCAUCCCUCCGCUUCCUGAGAAAAAGCCAUCAUACCUUUGGCAAGGAGCACCAACAGAUAAAUUUGAUCCAGAAUUUGUUGAAAGACGACGAGCUGCACUUGAGAUUUUCCUGUUAAGGUUAGCAGCUCAUCCAAUUCUAAGUCAAGACAGAAUGUUUAUAUCAUUCCUACAACAGGAUGAAGGUUGGAAAGAAGCAGUCUACUCAACAGACUUUCAGAGCAAAUCUGAAUCAAGGUUAAAGGCAUUGAGUGCUGCAUACAGAUUGAAAAAGCCAGAAAAGAGAUUUGAGGAGCUAAAGAACUACAGUAAUGAAUUAGAAAGUAAUAUAGCCAACCUACUAAAGAUAAGAGCUAGAAUGGCAGACAAGGUUUAUGGUAUACAUAAAGUACAUUCCAACUAUGGCAGAGUUUUCUGUGAGUGGAGUGGUAUUGAGAAAGAGAUGGCAGAACCUUUAAAAAGUUGUGGACAUUAUAUGAACGUUUAUGGACAGACUGUAGAGGGUAUAUUAGAAGAAGAGGAACAAUAUGCUGAUCAAUUGAAAGAAUACAUGGCAUUUGCUGAUUCAUUAAGGACAGUAUGUAGGAAGUAUGAAUGUAUGCAGUAUGAUUUUGAGAGAGCUGAGGAUAAUCUGACAAACAAACAAAUACAAAAAGAACAACUAAACCUAGGAAAAGCAGGAAGUUCAUUCUCACUGACAGGAAUGAAGUCAAAAAUUUUUGGUGGAGACACACCUGAACAAAGAGAACACAAAAUUAAACAGUUAGAGGAACAAAUUAAACAGACUGAUGUAGACCUUAGAAAAGUAGGGGAGGAAACCCAAAAGUUUAUUGACACAGCUUUAAGAGACAUAGACAGAUUCAAAAGACAGAAAGUGAAAGAUUUAAAAGAAAUAUUUACAAAUUAUGCCAUAAUGCAGAUUAAACAAUGCAAAAAGGGAAUAGCUGUUUGGACAAGUGCUAAAGAUUGUUUGACAAAGAUGUGACCAUUUAGACCAGUAGUGACAAUCUACAUGGCUUAAUAAGAGAAGAAAAGUUAAACAAUGGAACAUGUGAUCCCAGAAAUGAACCAAAAUGGCUGCCUGCACUAUAAAUUGAAAAAAAAGAUUCAAAAGUAUAUCCUGGUUGUUGGUAUAUUUUAUUAUGAAAUAGUUUCACAUUGAAAAACAAAUUGUAGCAUGUUCUUUUCCUUUUGGUUUAAGUUUCAUUAAAUUUUACUGAUGUAUAGUGGAUAGGAAGCCAGAAAUUGUAAACAUUCAGGCUAUUUGAAAACAUUUUCAAGUUUAGUAUGAAAAAUUGAUAUUGAAACAGAAUCAAUGAACACAAACACAUCUUGUUGAAUGCUAUUAAACAAUGUGUGCAUUUGUUAUAGUGAGAAUCUAAUAAACAGUGAAAAGGCAAGAUUGGUAAUUGUUACAUGUACAAGUAUAUGUUAUGAAAUUUUUGUGUUAUUAACUGGCUUAUUCUGUUUCAGCCCUGAUAUAGAUUUUAGGUUAGCAGUUUUAAGCCUAGGACCAGGAUGGGUCAAGUUGUGUUGAAAUUGCUUUUGCCUCUUCAGUGUAAUUUUGAACACCUCUGAUUCUGUUUCCCCUACCUAUUUGGUGUUCAAUAUGUUUGCUUUUGUAGUUUCCAAACAACAUUUGGAAAACAACCAUUAGUGAAAUAUCCUAAAUUGGGUUUGGUUUAAUAUAAUACAGUUUUUGUCGAGCCUACAACAUUUAUGUCGCGAAAGCGAGACAUAGUGAUCCUAGAUUCAGUCAUCGGCGGCGUCAACAUUUAGGUUCAGUCUGUGGUUGAAGUUUUUUUUAGACAUUAUUAACUUUGUCUAACCUUCAUGGAAUUUUAGGAAAUUUGGACAGAAGCUUGUUUAUGACCAAAAUACAGUAUCCAGAGUGAAAUUUUGAAAAUAUUUAUUUUCAUUUUUCCAUAUUUUACUGAUAAAUGGACUUAGUUUUUUUUACAGAUAAACAUUCAGAUUCAGUCUGAGGUUAAAGUUUUUCUAUCAUCAAUAACUUUGUCAAACCUUUAAGGAAUUUUAUGAAAUUUGGACAGAAGCUUGUUUAUGACCAAAAUACAGUAUCUAGAGUGAAAUUUUGAAAAUAUUUAUUUUCAUUUUUCCAUAUUUUACUGAUAAAUGGACUAAAUUUUUUUUACAAAUAAACAUUCAGAUUCAGUCUGAGGUUAAAGUUUUUCAGUCAUCAAUAACUUUGUCAAACCACUAAGGAAUUUUAUGAAAUUUGGACAGAAGCUUGAAAGUGACCAAAGUAGAGAAUUCAGAACAAAAUUUUGAAUAUAUUUUAUUUUCAUUUUCCAGUAUUUUACUGAUAAAUGGACUUAGUUUUUUUUACAAAUAAACAUUCAGAUUCAGUCUGAGGUUAAAGUUUUUCAGUCAUCAAUAACUUUGUCAAACCACCAAGGAAAUUAUGAAAUUUGGACAGAAGCUUGAUAGUGACCAAAAUAGAGUAUUCAGAACAAAAUUUUGAAAAUAUUUUAUUUUCAUUUUCCCGUAUUUUACUGAUAAAUGGACUUAGUUUUUUUUUAUAGAACUUUAAAAAGUUGAUACAGUCUAGGGUUAAAGUUUGUUACAAGUCAAUUACUUUGUCAAAGCUUCAUAGAAUUUAUGAAACUUUGGCAGAAGCUUUUUUAUGAUUAAGAGAUAAUGUCUGAAGCAAACUUUUGAAAAUAUAUUUUUUUCAUUUUCAUUUUUUUUUUCUGAUAAGAUAGACUUAGUUUUUGACAGUGAACAUUUACAGGUAGUCUGGGAUUAGAUUUUUUUGACAUGAUAAAUUUGUAAACCCUCAUCGAUUGUUAUGAAACUUGGACAGAAGCUAAUCUUCAAUAACAAGAAACAGCAUCUAAAGAAAAUUAAAAAUUUUUUUUUUUAAAUUUCUGUAUUUUACUGAUAAAUGGACUCACAUUUUAAAGUCAAUAUUACACUUUUACACUGACAGCAGCAAUAGCAGGUGAGAAACUGGGUUCUGCGGAACCCCUUACGAAUUUUUUUGUGUAUUGGACCAUUGGCUGAAAAGAUGUAUUAAUAUCAGCAGGGCUAAGUCAUUACAUUUUAGUACAACACAAGUUGAUUUUACCAUAUUAGAGCUGAUUUAAUCAAACAAUUUAAUAUUAAAAAUUAAUGCAGGAAAUAGAAUUAGAGCUCUUGUUACUGUUAAUAUUUUCACAUUCAGGUAUCCAAAGAAUACAAAACAAUAGUAGAGAUGAUUUAUAUAUUUCUUGAUGUAACAGUCAUUCUAAUUUGACAUGAUUGGUGCAUUUAUAUAAACUCUACUGAAAUAUAAAUAGUAUAUGCUAUUUCAAUAGGUUGAACAAAAUAAGCAUAUUACAACUUAACUGAAGUCAUACACAUUUUUUACUUGCAUCUAAGCUUUUUUGUGAUCACAUGGUCAAUUAUGCAAUAGAUUCCUACAAAGAUGAAUAAACACUCCAAAGUCUGAAUUUACAUUGGCCUUUUCACCUUGUCUAACAGAAUGUUAGUUGGUUUUCUACAUAACUGACAAAGUGCAUAUGAUUGCUUUUCUAAAAUAAAUGUUGAAUCUAGCUUGGCCACCCUGCUUUAUAUGUAUUAAAAAUGUAUAUACAAAUGUAUCAUGUGAAAAUUACAUACUUCAAGUGGAAACAAAUGUUUUCAGUUGUGUCAUUGUUGUAGCUUAGCAGUGUUUUUUUUUCUUCUACAAAAUGAAUCUUUUGUUUCUCAGAAAUCUAUACUGGUAAGAAAAUUGGCAUUCAUUUUACUAGUAUUCAUUUUGAAUAGCUCAGUUCAGCUACAUUUAAAUUAUACAAAUUCAAUUGCAUGUGUUUGAAGUCAUAUCGCAGACAUGUAUCAUACAUUUCUGAUGAUUACUAUGUAUAUCCUCUUUUUAAGUCAACAAUUAGUUGCAAUACUAUAUAGAUAUCCUUGUAAAAUUCAAUAUGAAAAAUUCUGAGCAUCAAAAGAUUAAUUUUGAAGGACUAUUAUUUAUUGAAUUUAAAUAUUUGUGCAAUAUGUUGUUAUUUUUUUUUGUUUACAAUUGUUAAAAUAAAAAUACCUCAGAGAUAAAAAGCCUUUUGAUACAUUACCUAGUAUGAGGGGUGUUCAGUUAGAAAAAACUUUUCUUGAUGCAGAUAAAAUCUAACCUUUUUUAAAGCAAUUGCUUUAAUGCUAUGGCCUAUAGCCAUUUUUGUGACCCAGAUCAAGUCAAAGUUUUUUUUAGCAGAAUCCUAAUCUGUUAUUCUUAAAAUCCUAUAUAUGUUUUCUAAUGACAUACAUUAAUAAAAACAGUUGAAAAAUAA